AUGUCUGAUGUUCAAGAAGCCACUAACCAGCUCCUGGAUGUGAACCUUCGUGAGAACCAGAGGUCGAUACGUUUGGGGUCAUCGUGCAAAAUCAGCAAAGACCGGGGCAAGAUAUAUUUUGACAUUUCAGUGGAAAGUCUGGCUCAGGUUCACUGUCUGAGAUCAGUUGAUAACUUAUUUGUGGUUGUUCAGGAGUUUAAGGAUUACCAGUACAAAGAAAAAAAGGAAGAAGUUCUAAAGGAUUUUGAGGACUUGGCUGGGAAGCUUCCAUGGUCAGACCCUUUAAAAAUAUGGAAAAUUAACACUUUCAAGAAAAAAAAAACAAAGCACAAAAAGAUAAAUCAGAAUUCAAGUAAAGAGAAGACUGAAAGUGGACAAGGAGACAAAACAGAUGAGAGAGAUGUCAAAAAGUUCACUAACAAUGUCUUAGAUUCACAGAUCUUAGACUAUUAUGAAAAUCCAGCCAUCAAAGAAGAGAUAUCAACAUUAGUAGGUGUUGAUUUGACAUCUUGCAAAGAUGAGACUGAGGAAAGCUCAAAAGAAGAAACUGAUCCUGAAGUGCUGAAGUUUAGAGUCACAUGCAACAGGGCAGGAGAGAAACAUUGCUUUUCCUCAAAUGAGGCGGCAAGAGAUUUUGGGGGUGCUGUUCAAGAUUAUUUUAAGUGGAAGGCUGACAUGACCAACUUUGAUGUGGAGGUUCUUUUGAAUAUCCAUGAUAAUGAAAUUGUUGUGGGCAUUGCAUUGACAGAAGAGAGUCUCCACCGAAGAAAUAUCACACAUUUUGGACCCACAACUCUUAGAUCUACUCUUGCCUAUGGGAUGCUCAGGCUCUGUGCUCCUCAGCCUACUGAUAUAAUAGUUGAUCCGAUGUGUGGAACAGGGGCAAUAUCAAUUGAGGGGGCUACAGAAUGGUCUAACUGUUAUCACAUUGCUGGUGAUAAUAAUCCGUCGGCUGUGAAUAGAGCAGCAAAUAACAUCUCAUCUUUAUUGACCAAGAGCCAAGUGAAAGAAGGCAAACUGUCCUGGGGCUUGCCCAUAGAUACUAUUCAGUGGGAUAUCUGCAACUUGCCACUAAGAACUGGCUCUGUGGACAUUAUUGUAACAGACAUGCCAUUUGGAAAAAGGAUGGGCUCCAAGAAGAGAAACUGGAACCUUUAUCCAGCUUGCCUACGGGAGAUGAGCCGUGUCUGUAGGCCAGGGACAGGCCAAGCUGUACUACUGACCCAGGACAAGAAAUGCUUUAUCAAGGCAUUAUCUGGAAUGGGACACCUAUGGCGGAAGGUACAUACCAUCUGGGUCAACAUAGGGGGUCUUCAUGCUGCAGUUUAUCUUCUGAAACAUACACCUCAAACUUUUGUUCAUCCUUCAGAACAAGAUGGAGAAAGAUCUCCUUGGUAAUGCAAAGACUGAAGAUGAUUAGUAGUGCUGUCAGUGCUUCCUGACAGUGGAAAUGUCAGCAUGAGGAACUUGCUUUGAGAGAAAAAUAGUAUUAAUGGAAGUGAAGUUUGGUGUAAAUCUCUUCACCCUAGAUAGCAAAAGGUGUGAAGAGAAUGGAACAAGCCUUAAGAGAAAGCAGAGCUUUUCUUUGGAGCUGUUGUAGUUGGGCAAUUAGUACUUUUCUUAAAAUGCUUUAAAGAUGCUGAGCCUACUAAAGUACUCUGGGAUUUGGGUUUAGAACAUUUUAUUUUCAGGCUUUAUAGCAGUUCCUGUUUUCCACUGUAGCAGGUGGAAAGCUACCCUGGCCUAAGGGAAAGGCAGAGAGCAUAAUCAGAUCAUGAGGUUACAUUUCAUUGCCUCUGCAGCUUUGUUAUUUAGUUGCUCAGAUUCUUCUCCUCAACUUUAAAAAAUGAAGCAUUAUUACACUUUGUAAAAUAGUGUUUGCCCCAUGACAAGAUGAAAUCUCACAAGACCUACAGAAAAGUUUACUAUCUGCUUUAAAAAUUACAGUAUGCAUCUGUUAUUCAGAUUAAUAGAACUAAAUAGACAUUUCUAUUUGUAAACAGCAGUUAUUACACUGGUAGAUGAAGUAUGGGACCAA
Physeter macrocephalus (sperm whale) is the source of this 2038-nucleotide messenger RNA. Its product is annotated as tRNA (guanine(6)-N2)-methyltransferase THUMP3-like. The record is from RefSeq and is a predicted model, not a curated record. NCBI's taxonomy places the organism in Eukaryota, Metazoa, Chordata, Mammalia, Artiodactyla, Physeteridae. Gene Ontology annotation, biological process: tRNA methylation. Gene Ontology annotation, molecular function: RNA binding; tRNA (guanine) methyltransferase activity.